GCGCUUUCUGUACAGGCAUUUGUGUAGUCAGCUGUAGUCGUGGGUCCUUGUCCUGGUCCUGGAGGUGACAUUCAGGGGGAGCAGUUAGCAUCGACAAAGCCGUCAACAUGGCACAGGCAGUGCAAAAGCUAGUCGCUAAAGUACCUAGCCUCAUCGGUGCCGCUGUCACCUACUCCAAGCCUCGGUUAGCAACUUUUUGGUACUAUGCCCGUGUUGAACUUGUCCCCCCUACCCCUGCCGAAAUUCCCAAGGCUAUCGAGGGGGCCACAAACAUCAUGAAGGGGUUCCAGACAGGACGUCUCGGUCAAACCACAGUGAGGGAAGCCCUUAGGAACGGACUGGUGGCCACUGAAGUGUUGAUGUGGUUCUACAUUGGAGAAUGCAUUGGCAAAGGAGGCAUCAUUGGCUACGAUGUCUGAGUUUUGGACUGUUAUGCUUUUUUUCCUCUUGAGCAUUGUGUGCUCAACUUCCUGCAAAAAUCCUGGGAACCAAUAAACAGAUAUCUAUUGUUAAAAAACAUGA
This is a messenger RNA of Scatophagus argus, 522 nucleotides long. RefSeq names its product ATP synthase, H+ transporting, mitochondrial F0 complex, subunit g (gene atp5mg). NCBI's taxonomy places the organism in Eukaryota, Metazoa, Chordata, Actinopteri, Scatophagidae. The transcript has 3 exons. Bases 108 to 419 code for a protein of 103 amino acids. Gene Ontology annotation, biological process: proton motive force-driven ATP synthesis. The record is from RefSeq and is a predicted model, not a curated record. Gene Ontology annotation, molecular function: proton transmembrane transporter activity.